Anisakis simplex (herring worm) is the source of this 402-nucleotide messenger RNA. NCBI's taxonomy places the organism in Eukaryota, Metazoa, Nematoda, Chromadorea, Rhabditida, Anisakidae. The record is from the annotation of a GenBank genome assembly.
AUGACAAUAAUACGACAGUUCAUAAGGCGUAAGCAUUUCUUCAUCACAACACCGAUCUUCUACGCGAAUGCACAGUUUACUUCGCGUUGUCAAUUGCUCAUUCAGAUCCAAAAAGCGGCUCAAGCUGCCGGACUCGCGCCUGAAGUGUUCUGUGAUCGAUUGAGUGGAUCAUUCCGUGAACUCUUCAAAACGUUUCGAAUUCAGCCAACCGAUUUCAUUCGUACCACUGAGCAUAGGCACAAACGUGUUGUCGAACAAAUUUGGACGAAACUACGUAAACGAGGCUUUAUCAAGAAAGCCAAAUACAGCGGAUGGUAUUCGAUAGUUGAUGAAUGCUUUUAUUCAGAGCAUGAAAUUGAGACUGUGAAGUCACAUGUAAAUGGUCAGCAGCAAAAGGUUUAG